Saccharomycopsis crataegensis is the source of this 2838-nucleotide messenger RNA. RefSeq names its product Csc1p (gene CSC1). The record is from RefSeq and is a predicted model, not a curated record. Gene Ontology annotation, cellular component: plasma membrane. Bases 1 to 2838 code for a protein of 945 amino acids. The transcript has a single exon. Lineage: Eukaryota; Fungi; Ascomycota; Saccharomycetes; Ascoideales; Saccharomycopsidaceae. Gene Ontology annotation, molecular function: calcium-activated cation channel activity.
AUGUUGCUGUACCUGUCAAAUAUUGAUGAGACUCGGAGCCAUAAAAGCGAUUCUAAGAUUCCUGACAUUCAGCGGCCAGCCGCAAGAAUGAUUCGAACUCAAUUGAUCAUUGCCGUCGUUCUAGGUCUCUUGAAUUUCACAAUGUUUUGCUUCUUGAGGAAAAAAUUUCCAAAAUUAUAUUGCGCCAGGAUCCUCAAAAGAAGUGGUUUACCUUAUAUUCCAAAAAAUUCGCUAUUCAAAUGGGUGAAAGUAGUGGUACAUGAUAUCAAUGAGAAGCAAAUCCUUGAACAUGCUGGUCUCGAUGCAUUUGUGUUUUUGAACUUCUUUAAGAUGGCCAUAAAGAUAUUGGCUGCGUGUUCUUUCUUUGGUUUCUUUGUCAUUUCUCCUAUUCGUUAUCAUUAUACUGGUGGUUAUGAUCAAGGCGAUGAUCUAAAGCGUUCCGCUGGCAAUGGUGGUGCUAACAGCCCAGAAGAGUAUGAAGGUUAUUUGUGGAUGUAUGUUGUUUUCACAUACACCUUCACUAUUGCUAUUGUUUGGACUCUAUAUCGGCAAACGAAUCAUGUUUUAUCAGUUAGACAAGAGUAUCUUGGGAAACAAAAUUCUAUUACUGAUAGAACUAUCAAAUUAUCAGGAAUUCCUCCAGAUCUCCGGAACGAGAUAAAAUUGGCAAAGCACAUUGAAUCCUUAAAUAUUGGAAAAGUAUUUUCGGUAGUUAUUUGUCGUGAAUGGAAGCCGUUGAAUAAAUUGUUCGAUCAAAGAAAAAAAAAAUUACAACAAUUAGAAAAACAAUGGAGUGCAUAUCUUACUCAAUUGGACAUUAAUUUGAAAAAAGAUUUUUCGUUCCAAGGCCUAGACAAUGGUAUAUUUGCCUUGAAAAAAUCAAUUAAUGAGCCUUAUAUAGACGAAGCAGUAGAUUAUCCUAGUACCAUUGAGCAUAUUAUCAAUGGACUUUCGAAUGGCGCUAACUAUGGAAAUGAUGAAAAUGAUGAUUUUGAUGAAGAAAGUGAAUUAUUGAAUAGAAGAGUGACUUACAGUAAUAGCAUUCAUAAUAUUGACGAUGCUAAUUCCACAAUAAGCGCCGGGGUUAUAAAUUUGGCACAAUCUCAGCUCGAAUUAAAGCGUCCAAAAAUAAGAAUUGGUUGGUUACGCCCAAAAAAGGUCGAUGCAAUUAACUACCUAACUGACCAAUUGAACUCAAUAGACUCUCAGAUUAGAAAAUCUAGACUAGAAUACUAUUCUCCAACUCCAACUGCUUUUAUCACAAUGGAAUCUGUCGCAUCAGCACAAAUGAUGGCCCAAGCAGUAUUGGACCCACAUGCAAACUUCUUGACCACUGAAUUGGCUCCAGCUCCUCACGAUGUGCUCUGGGGUAAUGUUUGUUUAUCUAGAAAGGAAAGGCUCGCAAAAUCAUAUCAUAUCACAAUAAUUAUUUGCAUCAUUAGUAUCGCGUUGAUAUUUCCAGUGACAUAUUUAGCUGCUUUGUUGAACACUAAAACCAUAUCCAAAUUCUUCCCUGAAUUGGGAGAGUUUUUAAAGAAUCAUAAGCUCGUGAAGAACUUUGUUACCGGAUUAUUGCCAACCUAUAUUUUCACCUUGUUAAACGUAAUUAUUCCAUUUCUAUUUGUGUUGUUGUCAUCAAAACAAGGAUUUGUUUCUCAUGGUGAGCAGGAGCUAUCCUCAGUGUCCAAAAACUUCUUCUAUUUGUUUGUUAACAUGUUUUUAGUUUUUACUCUAGCUGGUACUGCUUCCAAUUAUUGGAGUUUUUUAAGUGAUACUACCAAGAUUGCAAAACAAUUGGCCACUUCACUCCGUGAUUUGUCUUUAUUUUAUGUUGACUUAAUCAUUUUCCAGGGACUUGGGAUGUUUCCAUUCAAAUUGCUAUUAUUUGGAGCAACUUUCAAAUUCCCAUUCUUUUAUUCGAGCUGUACAACGCCACGAGAGUUUAAAACUCUAUAUAAUCCUCCAAUAUUCAAUUUCGGUUUGGCAUUGCCUCAACCUUUAUUGAUUUUAAUUAUCACCAUAAUUUAUUCGGUGAUGUCCACUAAAAUUCUAAUCAGUGGAUUGGUGUAUUUCAUUAUUGGCUACUAUGUUUAUAAGUAUCAGCUCAUGUAUUCAAUGGUUCAUCCACCCCACUCAACAGGAAAGGUAUGGCCAAUGGUUUUUAGAAGAAUCAUAUUGGGAUUAUUGAUAUUUCAAUUGACGAUGGCUGGUUUAUUAGCUUUGCAAAAUGGAUUCAUAUUGGCGAUUUCUCUAACACCAUUGCCUUUCAUUACUUUUGGCUUCCUCUACGACUUCCAAAAGCAUUUUGCCCCAUUAUCUUAUUUUAUUGCUUUGAGAUCAAUUAAUCAAAACGACUCAUUGGAAAGUCAGUCGCGUUAUUCUGAGACACCUGAGACUUUGGCAAGUGAAAGCUCUGAUAAUGACAAACAUGGAAAAGCGUCGAUUGAACCCGGAACAAUUCAAGAUGUUAUUAGUGAAAAUGAAGAUUUUGGAAUAGCAUCGUCAGAUUUGGGGCAUAAUAUUCUUGAACAAAAUGCGUCAUUUUCCAGUGAAUUCUUGUCGUCAACUGAUCUGAAUCGGUUUGACUUUCUGAGAAAUCAAAAAAAAUCUAAUCAUUUCGGGAAAUCUAACGCGUACCCGCAUUUGAAAUCUGUUUCGCGGGCCCCAAUGGGUGAGAAAACCUUAGACGAGAUUAGAGAAAAGAAUUCCACUUAUGAGUAUCCAUAUUUAAUUCAAUGUUUAGAUGGCCCAUGGAUAGCGUUUGAUGGAAAUGAAAUUGUCAUGCUAAACGAUGGGAUUACUACCCACAAAAAAAUUGAGUUUUUUGAAUGGGAGUAG